Molecule: messenger RNA, 589 nt
Organism: Anopheles cruzii
Lineage: Eukaryota; Metazoa; Arthropoda; Insecta; Diptera; Culicidae
Gene: wrm1
Exons: 4
Coding region: 158-589 (143 amino acids)
Source: RefSeq, a predicted model, not a curated record
GGUUGCGUGAAGUCAACAUAUUCCGCGCUUUCGUGUGGCCCUUUGUUGGUGAUUUUCCGUUUCCAUCGUAACCCGGAACCAGCGAACAGCACCCGGGAGCCGAGCCCCCGAGUAAGGACACGCGCACCGGGAAACGGACCGGUGGGAAUGGUGUAUCAUGUCCACCAUCGAGGAGCGAACGGCAUAUCUGGAUAACCCGUACUUCAAAGGGCACGUCUACGGCAACUUCAACCCGUUCUACGUCACGAUCGCCCUCUGCACCAUCUUCGGUGCGUUCGUUAUUGUGCUGAACGUCAUCUGCUGCUGCUGUUCCAAGUACAAACCGUACUGGCAGGACCGGAACACAGGAAAUCUGUGGUUAGUGUCCAUUUGGUCCGCAACGCCACACAAGCAGCCACCGCUCGACCUGACCGAGCUGAAGGACGCCAGUCAUUUCCAGCCACAUAACCCCGACGUUGAGCGCCCGGUAGAAUACACCGUGUCGCACCAUCGGCCCCAGUACCAGCAGUCGUCGGCCUCCCGCGGACCACCGGCGGGCUACCAUCGUGAGGAGUACGUUGAGCUGCAGAAGCGCGAAAGUGACAUCUGA